AUGGCUGUCGCAAGACCCAUUCGCAUGCUCGGUGCAGCAUGCAUCAUCCUGGUCCUCUUCCUUGUCUUCCAGGUCAACAAAGGCCCCUCCGCCAUCAGCAUUAAGGGGUCUCAGCCUUAUGAGGGCAUCAAAGUAGACCCUCUCCUGGAACCAACCGGAGAACCCGAAGGGAAGUUAUGGCGCGCUGAAGACAACGACUAUGCCCCCGAUAGUCCCAACUCUGCCCGGACCAACGCGGCCUUGAUCUCCCUCGUCCGAAACGAAGAACUUGACGAUCUCAUCCCGACCAUGCGUGAUCUGGAGCGAACAUGGAACAACAAGUUCAACUACCCGUGGAUCUUCUUCAACGACCAGCCGUUCACUCAAGAGUUCAAGAGGCGGACGCAGGCGGAAACUAAGGCGAAAUGCAUCUACGAGCAGGUCCCCAAGGAACAUUGGGAUAUGCCCGACUUCAUCAACAAGGACCUCUUCCGCGAGUCGGCUGAGAUGCUGAAGGAGAAGGGCAUCCAGUACAGCGACAAGGUUUCCUAUCACAACAUGUGCCGAUGGAACAGUGGAAUGUUCUACAAGCACCCUGCCCUCGAGAAGUACCGUUACUACUGGCGUGUCGAGCCCAAGGUUCAGUUCUUCUGCAACGUCGACUAUGACGUCUUCCGGUUCGUGGAGGAUCGCAACAUCACCUACGGUUUCACCAUCAACCUCUUCGAUGCCCCCGAAAGUAUUCCGUCCCUGUGGCCGAAGACGCAGGAAUUCCUUGCCGCCAACCCGACCUACCUGUCCGACAACAACAUGAUGGAUUGGCUGGUGGAUGACCAAUUGCGCCCGGAGCACACGGCUGGUGCCAAUGGAUACUCUACGUGUCACUUCUGGUCCAAUUUCGAAAUCGGAGACAUGGAGUUCUUCCGGGGUGAGAAGUACUCGGCCUACUUCGACUACUUGGAUCGUUCGGGCGGAUUCUACUACGAGCGAUGGGGCGAUGCUCCCGUCCACUCGAUCGCCCUGGGUCUCUUCGCCGAUAAGUCCAAGGUCCACUGGUUCCGGGACAUCGGAUACCGUCACAUCCCCUACUUCAACUGCCCCAACUCGCCCAAGUGCUCCGGAUGUACUCCCGGCAAAUUUUACGAGGGUGAGCCCUGGCUGGCCAAGGAGGAUUGCCGACCCAACUACUUCCAAUUUGUCGGAACGCAUUAA
Messenger RNA from Aspergillus melleus, 1191 nucleotides. RefSeq names its product glycosyltransferase family 15 protein (gene KTR4). Bases 1 to 1191 code for a protein of 396 amino acids. Gene Ontology annotation, cellular component: membrane; Golgi apparatus. Gene Ontology annotation, molecular function: alpha-1,2-mannosyltransferase activity. Gene Ontology annotation, biological process: cell wall mannoprotein biosynthetic process; protein N-linked glycosylation; protein O-linked glycosylation. Lineage: Eukaryota; Fungi; Ascomycota; Eurotiomycetes; Eurotiales; Aspergillaceae. The transcript is spliced from 4 exons. The record is from RefSeq and is a predicted model, not a curated record.